Messenger RNA from Zerene cesonia (dogface butterfly), 705 nucleotides. Its product is annotated as histone H1.1, embryonic-like. The record is from RefSeq and is a predicted model, not a curated record. Lineage: Eukaryota; Metazoa; Arthropoda; Insecta; Lepidoptera; Pieridae. Gene Ontology annotation, biological process: nucleosome assembly. Gene Ontology annotation, cellular component: nucleosome. The coding region runs from base 1 to 705 and encodes 234 amino acids. Gene Ontology annotation, molecular function: DNA binding; structural constituent of chromatin. The transcript has a single exon.
AUGGCGUCAGACGAAGGAGAUAUCAUAAUGCAUUCGAAAUUAAAAAAAAUGCCCGCCAAAAAACAACCGAGAAGUCCAACAUCGGAUAUUUUAAAAAAUCCUGACAGAAAAGUAUCUACAAAGGAAAUGGUUAACACGUCACUGUUGGAGUUAAAAUCGCGAAAGGGCACUUCUUUGUACGCUAUCAAGAAAUUCAUAAGCGAAAAAUACCAGGUAGAUGCUGAAAAAAUUAGUUAUAUCAUAAAAAAAUACUUGAAAACUGCCGUCGAAGCUGGCACCAUAAUACAGAUCAAGGGCAUAGGAGCAUCCGGUUCCUUCAAACUUGCCACCAUUAAAAAUAAAAUAGAAAAGAAAAAAGAAAUAAAAAAGAUCGCCAAGAAAAUGUCGAAACCAUCAGACAAGGAAGAGUCGAAACCGACGAAAGGAAAGAACAAAGAAAAAAGCAAAGAAAAAAAGAUCGUCAAAGAGAAACCAGAAAAGAAGAAUGAUAAAAAGGUGGAAGUUAAGAAAGUUGAUAAAAAGGAGAAAAUAUUGAAAAAGGAUAAACAAGAAAAACCCAAGCCUGAAGGCGGAAAAGAGAAAAAAACGAAAAGCAAGAUGGCGUUGGCUCGUACUCCCGCCAAAAAGCGGGCCGAUAUUAUAAAAAGAAAAAGUAUGGGGUCUAUCAUAAAACCACCAAAAAUGAAACCGAAAAUUAAGAAAUAA